This is a messenger RNA of Penicillium soppii, 240 nucleotides long. RefSeq lists its product as uncharacterized. Bases 1 to 240 code for a protein of 79 amino acids. The transcript has a single exon. The record is from RefSeq and is a predicted model, not a curated record. NCBI's taxonomy places the organism in Eukaryota, Fungi, Ascomycota, Eurotiomycetes, Eurotiales, Aspergillaceae.
AUGCAGCUCGGCAUCUACACUCUUCUUGGUCUACUUCUCCCUCUGGCCACUACUGCCAACCCCCUUGUUAAGCGCAAAGAACAAGUGUGUACUGUCGUCAGCCAUGGUGACAAUGGUGGCUGGGUAAACUGCCGCCGACAACCCCGGCUCGAUGGAGAGUAUUGGGGCAAACUACAGAAUGGCUUCAAGUCGGAUUACACGUGCUACGCGGUUGGAGACUGUUAUAAAGGAAAUUGGUGA